AUGGAGAAAGAUGCGGACAUCACAUCAAUAUAUUAUAAGCCUGAGAUCACAGAUAGUCAGAAAGAGUGCAUUUUGACGGACAUCAUUCAAGAGUUUAAGCUCUCAGAUAAUGCCGAGCAAGAAAUGUGUCUGAGGAUUAUCGGAGAGCAUUUUAUUCAUGGUAAUAUCAAACAAUUGCUUAUGUUUAUUACUGGGAUCGGGGGCUCUGGAAAGAGUCAUGUUAUUCGAGCAACUGUGGAGAUGUUUAGACGUUGUGGGGCGCCAGAGAAAUUGACGCUGAGUGCACCUACAGGAAGUGCUGCUGUUCUGAUUGAUGGAUACACCAUACAUGCAUUGACUUUUCUGCCUAAA
Suillus plorans is the source of this 351-nucleotide messenger RNA. RefSeq lists its product as uncharacterized. The transcript has a single exon. Gene Ontology annotation, biological process: telomere maintenance; DNA repair. Gene Ontology annotation, molecular function: DNA helicase activity. The record is from RefSeq and is a predicted model, not a curated record. NCBI's taxonomy places the organism in Eukaryota, Fungi, Basidiomycota, Agaricomycetes, Boletales, Suillaceae. The annotation marks the transcript as partial.